This is a messenger RNA of Prosopis cineraria, 905 nucleotides long. RefSeq lists its product as uncharacterized. The transcript has a single exon. Lineage: Eukaryota; Viridiplantae; Streptophyta; Magnoliopsida; Fabales; Fabaceae. Bases 470 to 676 code for a protein of 68 amino acids. The record is from RefSeq and is a predicted model, not a curated record.
AGGCAAGAAGAAAGAGGCGAGAAAAAAAUCUCAGUUUAAUUUCUGAUAACCUCAAUUUUAGAUCUGUUUCGUGAAAUUCUCAUCAAACUCUCUGCAUAUUUGAGUUAACUCUUAGGUAUCUAGGGUAUUUAGUUUAGAGAUUGAUGAGGAAGAGAGUGGGUGAUACUAGGACACACUGAGGAGUGGAGAGUGAAGUCGCAGACAAAAGCGGCCGUCUGGGAUGGAAGAAGUCAAACGCAGAAUCGUUGUAUCCAAUGCUCACUUUGAUAAGAAUACCUCACUCUUCUUGUCCAUUUUCCAUUUGAAUGUUUCUUCCUUCCCUUCCUUGACAUCCCCACCUUGUUUUAUCUCUCAUCCCUAUCUCUGCUAAUUAAGUUUGCUUCUUAUAAAUCCAUGAUCCUCCUCCUUCACGCUUUUACAUCUGUCUCUGCCACUGCUUCCUCAUCCCCUCGCUCUCUCGCUGAUAAAAAUGGCGGAUUGGGGUCCUGUGGUGAUAGGCCUCGUGCUGUUUGUGCUCUUCACUCCUGGCUUGCUCUUUCAGCUUCCAGGCAAAGGCCGAGCCGUCGAAUUCUGCAACUUCCAAACCAGCGGCAUCUCCAUCUUUGUCCAUACCCUUCUCUUCUUUGGCUUCAUGGUUAUAUUCAUCAUUGCCAUUGGAGUUCACAUCAGCUCCUGAUCCUUCCCUCCCUCCAUUCUUCACGCCUAAACUUCUUUGUUUUACCUCUUGUCUUCCUAUAUUCUUAUAUGCUUUGUAAUUUAUUCAUUAUCUAAGAUUUUUAUUAUGGUAUCAUUCAAUUGCGCUUGUUAUUACCAAACAAACUAUAUUAAUUGGCACAUCACUUGACAUUGUCAACUGAAAAUUUUGUGGUAAAUCCUGUCCAUCAAUUACUCGCGAGACUUGAGGG